This is a messenger RNA of Paecilomyces variotii, 3127 nucleotides long. RefSeq lists its product as hypothetical. Gene Ontology annotation, molecular function: DNA binding. The coding region runs from base 451 to 2661 and encodes 736 amino acids. The transcript has a single exon. Gene Ontology annotation, biological process: regulation of DNA-templated transcription. The record is from RefSeq and is a predicted model, not a curated record. Lineage: Eukaryota; Fungi; Ascomycota; Eurotiomycetes; Eurotiales; Thermoascaceae.
CUCCGCAUUCUCCACCAGUGACUAACCGCUCAAUUAUUCUAACUAUGCCCCGUAACUAACUACGUCCAACGUCCAUUAUGGGAUCAUGAUGUCUCCCGCUUCCCAGGGAACCGUAAUUCUUCUGCUGUUCUGCUCUCCUAUACGCCAGGAUAGGAAUCCGCUACGCUGACGCUCAACGUGGUGCGGAGGGGGCCUUGAUCAGCAAUCCUUUAACUAGUGCCCAUCUGAAGCACUCAGAAACGCUACCCAGUGGCCAUUUCUUUCAACAUUUCUCUCCCUUUCCUGUUCUCAGCUUAUCAGAUUCUUCUUGGGAACAUCGUAUCGAACAAUCAUCUGCCUCUCCGAACAAUUGCUGGGCGGUUCAGGUCCGCUUACAGCUGGCCGUUAUUGACGAAUCCACUCUCGUCCACUGCGCUGAGUCACAGACCUAGGAGAGUUACAAAGCGCAAGAUGGAAUACUUCGACUUCGACGGAGCUUCCCUUGGCUCCCAGGUCCUGGAGGACGACGUAGCUUCUGACUGUCAAGAGAUUGACGAGGCGGAUGCCGUCGCCAACUACGACGCGCUCUUCUUCGACAAGAACGUCCAAUUGCCGACGAACCCUCCUGCUGCUGACACUGUCCACCCAGAGGCAGGCGAGGCAGAGGAAGACGCGGACGUAUCCCUGGAUCCUCGCGGACAGCCUAUGUUCCGUGCCAAACAGCCUUGUGACUUCUGCCGUCGUAUGGGUUUCGACUGUUUUGUCGCCCAAAGAGGGGUGCUGCAGAACGGUUGUACAUGCUGUAUAUCUCUGUACCGCGAAUGCAGCUUCACACACGCGAAAGCCCCUUAUAAAUAUCUGGAUACGUUACAAUCAUUGACAGAGGACGUUGACAUUCCAACUGGUGGUCCAACCGGAAAGAGAAUCUUGAAAUCUUUGGGCGGUCGCCAGACCUACGACGACUUCGAUUCGAGAUCCAGGAAAAGUGGUGCUCGGUUCCCUCGCGAGGCUGUUCGUAUCUUGAAGAACUGGCUCUCCCAACAUAGCGAACAUCCAUAUCCGACUGAGCAGCAAAAGGACGAAUUGAAAGAGCAGACUGGGCUAAAGCGAAGUCAGAUCUGCAACUGGCUGGCCAACGCCCGCCGGAGGGGGAAGGUCCGUCCUUCACCACGCAGCAGUUCUCCGGUCCCUGGGGCUAUCGACAUACCAGCUCAGACUCUGCCCCCAGGAAUGGACAUGUCACUGCUGACUCCUCUUGAACGUUGGAAAUACUCGCCUCCCGAGAACGAAGCCGCCUCGAAGACUGCUAUUAUUCGAGCCAUGGCCAAUACUCAGUUUGACGACGAACAGAUCCAAUCUGGGCACUCACGCUCGCGCUCUCUCUCGCGGAGAACUGGUUCUAGCAACGACUCCAGCUUUUCCAAUUCUAACCUGUUCCAGGCUCCCUCCGUCAGCAGUUUUGAAACAACUCGGUCCUCUCUCUCAGAGAUGUCGUUUGCCUCUGCUUUCUCGCAUCGCUCAUCCAUCGGUUCGUUCAAUUCCAAUUCUGUGGAUAGGAAAGAGAGACGGCGCCGUCGCAAACCAUCGGCUUCGUCUAGUGCUCUAAGUCAGCAAAAGACAAGGGGCGCUCGCAUCUUUCAGUGUACGUUUUGUACUGAUGCCUUCCCUACAAAGUACGACUGGCAACGUCACGAGAAGUCCUUGCAUCUUGCGUUGGACAAGUGGACCUGUGCUCCCGGAGGCGGGAUAGUAUUCCGAAACGGACAAGCCUUUUGUGCCUUCUGCAAGGCCCCUAAUCCUAACGAGGACCACCUUGAAUCUCAUAAUUACUCCGAUUGUCAGGAGAAGGCUUUGCAAGAACGGACAUUUUAUCGGAAAGAUCAUCUCAACCAACAUCUACGUCUCAUGCACGAUGUCAAGUUUGACUCAUCUAUGGAGAGCUGGAAGAGUGCGACGACAGAGCUAAAGUCUCGCUGCGGGUUCUGCUCGGUCCAGUUCACCACGUGGAAAGAGCGGAUCGACCAUCUCGCGGCUCACUUCAAGAAUGGCGCUGAUAUGAGACAGUGGCAAGGCGAUUGGGGGUUUGAGCCGUUCGUUCAACGCCUGGUAGAGAACGCCGUGCCACCCUACCUGAUAGGCCAGGAACAAAGAUCUAUGGAUCCUUACCAGGCGUCUUCUCAAUCCCUCAGUUCCAGUUUCCAGAGUCCUGCUCCUAGGCAAAGUAUAUUCUCCUCUGUGCCUCCUAGCAUGCCGGGUAGCUUGAGCGGAAGCUACGCUGGCAGUUUUGGAGUGCCGUCCGCAAUAGCCGCGCCGGCAUUAGCAAGUGACUGGGGAAGUAACUUCCCUACUUGCGCGCUAUCAGCAUCUACAUCUGCACCAGUCAGUGCACUUGCUGACUCGUCGGUGCAGAUGGGAUUCGAUCCGGAGUUCCUUCAGCAGCCGAAUGAUAGUUACGGGGACCUCCAUCAUGAUGAUAUGGAAGGUCUCGACUUUGGCGGUGUCGAGGUGCGAGAUCAAGGAAUGAGAAUGACAGACCCUGACGACCUCGCAUCGAAGCACACUAUGUCCGCUAGUAAACGAAGCCCUGCGUCCGACUCUGGCUUCAGUUCCGCCCAAAACCAUUCACGAUCCACCUCGAUCCCAUUUUCAGAGCCGCUUUUUGAAAACUCCCACCUAUUCUAGUCUUUUCCGAAUUUUAUGGCAGUCUGGUACCUGCUGACUUUGACGAGAUAUUCUAGAUAGCAAUGAAUUCCGAAUGGGAACGAUAUAGUUGCAGUGGAUAGUUAUGCCGUUUGAGGCUAUGAUGGAGGUCGAACAUGAAACCGCAUACGGAACCGUUUUCAUGUCUGCAUUGCACAAAAGGCAUUAUUUCACAUGUUCUGGCAUAUUCAUCUUUCAUGCGAAGUCUUGCUUUUUUCUUUCUCUCUUUGACUUUUCUCGUAUUCUAUUCGCUUGCUGGGAAGAGUCAUGACCGCUGAAGAUGAGAUGAUGCGAGUAUUCCUUCUGGACGCAUGCAUUAAUGAGGCAGCUAAAAGUUGUUUAUAAUGCUGCUAUAAUUGAAACCGAAUCGAGGUCUGUCUGGUAGAUAUUGUGGGCGCAUGGAGUCUUUUUAGCGUGGAGAAAAAAGAAAACGAAAACGAAAACGAGA